This is a messenger RNA of Saprolegnia diclina VS20, 717 nucleotides long. RefSeq lists its product as hypothetical. Bases 1 to 717 code for a protein of 238 amino acids. The record is from RefSeq and is a predicted model, not a curated record. NCBI's taxonomy places the organism in Eukaryota, Oomycota, Saprolegniomycetes, Saprolegniales, Saprolegniaceae. The transcript has 4 exons.
AUGCCUCGGAAGACCAAGCGAGCCGUCUCCGCAGCACAAGGCCCACCCCUGGAGCAGGAGGAGACGCUUCUUGACGACGGCAUCGAGGUCGACGACUCGGAGGACGACAACUUGGAGGACGAAGACUUCUUCAUGGUCACAGACAACAUCAACGUCGACGAGGGUCCACGUGAAGAAGCGCAAGCGAGCCGCGUACGUCGGCACCAGAUGCUUCCUGUGUUCGAGGCCCUGCGCCCGGAUUGCGUCGGCGUCUUUCUGUUCGACAACAGCACCAACCAUGGUGCUUUUGCUGCCGACGCGCUCAAUACGUCAAACAUGAACCUCAACCCCGGCGGCAAGCAACCCAAGCUGCGCGACGGCUGGUACGAGAAGGAUGGCGUGCGUGUCACGCAGUCGCUGGUCAAAGCUCCCGACGAAACGCCCAAGGGUAUCAGGAUCGUACUCCAGGAGCGGGGGCUUUGGAGCGCCAGCCUCAGACUCGACACGGCCAAGGACCUCCUCGGAUCCCAGCCCGACUUCACGUCCCAGAAGGGCUGCGUUGAAGAAACCAUUGAGGCUGCUGGGCACGUCGCUCUCUUUCUGCCCAAGUUUCACUGCGAGUUCAAUGUCAUCGAGAUGUACUGGGUGCCCUCAAGUACUACUGCCGAGAGCACUGCGAUUACUCGUUCGCAAAGCUUCUCCCGACGAUCGAAGCUGCCAUGGAGCACGACAAGUUAG